AUGUUUCAUUAUAACGUCACCCAGUGGGAUAUUCUUGUUUAUUGGCCCACAAAAAAGUCACUGGAAAGUAAAUGUAGUACUAUUUUUCUGCUAAAAUCUAUCUUCCUUCUACUAGUUUAG
Molecule: messenger RNA, 120 nt
Organism: Spirodela intermedia
Lineage: Eukaryota; Viridiplantae; Streptophyta; Magnoliopsida; Alismatales; Araceae
Source: the annotation of a GenBank genome assembly